This is a messenger RNA of Bathycoccus prasinos, 1887 nucleotides long. Its product is annotated as anthranilate synthase component I. The record is from RefSeq and is a predicted model, not a curated record. NCBI's taxonomy places the organism in Eukaryota, Viridiplantae, Chlorophyta, Mamiellophyceae, Mamiellales, Bathycoccaceae. The transcript has a single exon. Gene Ontology annotation, biological process: L-tryptophan biosynthetic process. Gene Ontology annotation, molecular function: anthranilate synthase activity. The coding region runs from base 1 to 1887 and encodes 628 amino acids.
AUGGAAGCAUUGAGCAGCGCGUCGUCGUCGACGCUGUUAAACAACGCGGCGAGACGAUUCGAGACGGCGUCGAAAAACGUUUCGUCGUCGUCGUACUCGCAUAAAAAUCAAUCUUCACUUCAGAAUCACCAAAGUCGAGGUGAUGUCCGAGCGAGAGGAGGAGGAGGAAGAGGCGGGCGGUUUGUGACGAGAAAUCAUCUCUCUUCGAGAAGAACGUCUGUCAACGCUGCUGCUGCCGCCGCCGCGCAAAAAGAGCAGACGAACAACGCCUCUUCCAAUGACGACGACGCGUUCGAACUCGACCGUAAAAAUACGUUUCUCUCUGCGGUGGAAAAAGACAAAGCGAACGUGGUUCCGGUGUUUAGGAGAAUUUUCGACGACCAACUGACGCCGAUUUUAGCGUAUCGGCUGCUCGUGAAAGACGACGCGAGGGAAGCGCCGUCGUUUUUGUUCGAAUCCGUCGUCGGUGGGACGCAAAUUGGGCGGUACUCGUUUCUCGGUCGCCGGCCGAAAGUUGAAGUGUUGGCGAGCGAAAAUCGAGUUAGGAUUAUGAACCACGCGAAACCGGAGGAGAAUAAGGAGGACUAUUUCGAAGAGGACCCGAUGACGGUUAUGGCAAAACUUGGGGAACACUGGAAACCGGCGAAACAUCCAGAUUUACCGGACGCGUUCGCCGGCGGUUGGGUAGGGUUCGCCGGCUACGACACGGUCAGGUAUCAAUACAUCAAUAAGUUGCCGUUCGAUAACGUUCGAGAACAAGACGAUCGAGAUUUACCAGACGUGCACAUGGGUUUGUACGAAGAAGUCAUCGUUUUUGAUCACGCGACGAAGCAAGUGUAUGGAGUAAAAUGGGUGAUGCUGGAAGAUUACACCAGCAAAGACGGCACCGUCGACGCCGAGAAAGCGUAUAGCGAAGGCAUCAAAGGAUUAGACGAUUUAAUGAAAGAGUUGCAGCCAGAAACGAUGGGCACGAUUCCGUUUGGAAGUGUGGACAUGCGUUUAAGUGGGAAACCAGAGCCAAUGAAGGAUUCAAACAUGAGCAAAGAGAGCUUUUUAGACGCCGUGGCGACGACGAAGGAACACAUCAAAGCCGGCGAUAUUUUUCAGUUGGUGUUGUCCCAUAGGUUCGAGAGAAAAACGAAAGUUGAUCCGUUUGAAGUGUACAGGGCGUUGAGAGUGGUGAAUCCGUCGCCGUAUAUGAUUUAUUACCAAGGUAAAGAUUGCAUAUUGAUCGCAUCGUCGCCGGAGAUUUUGUGUCGCGUGGACGAUUCGCGAACGGUGGUGAACAGACCUUUAGCCGGGACUCGAGCGAGAGGUAAAACGCAAGCCGAAGAUCUCGCAUUAGAAGAAGAUUUGUUGGCGGACGAGAAGGAAAGAGCGGAACACGUCAUGCUCGUGGAUUUAGGACGGAACGACGUCGGAAGAGUCUCGCAAAUGGGCACCGUUAAAGUUGAAAAGCUCAUGGAAAUUGAACGAUAUUCACACGUCAUGCAUAUUUCGUCCACGGUGACUGGAAAGCUGAUCGAAGACUUGAAUCCUUGGGAUGUGUUGCGCGCAGCUUUACCCGUCGGUACCGUUUCUGGUGCACCGAAAGUUCGAGCGAUGCAAAUCAUAGACGAUUUGGAAGUAUCCAAGCGUGGACCGUACGGCGGCGGCAUUGGCUACGUCGGUUUCGCAGGCGAGAUGGAUAUCGCGUUGGCGCUGCGAACGAUGGUCGUUCCGACGAAACAAAAGAAAGGAGACGAGUGGACGAUCCACGUCCAAGCCGGAGCUGGUAUCGUCGCGGAUUCAAAUCCAGAGAGCGAGUACCAAGAAACGGUGAACAAAUCUGCCGCGCUUGGACGAAGCAUCGAUUUAGCGGAACGCGCGUUUUUGAAAAAGAAGUAG